Ceratotherium simum simum (southern white rhinoceros) is the source of this 1596-nucleotide messenger RNA. NCBI's taxonomy places the organism in Eukaryota, Metazoa, Chordata, Mammalia, Perissodactyla, Rhinocerotidae. The record is from RefSeq and is a predicted model, not a curated record.
AUCUUGAUGACUGUGUCUUUGUAAAGGAAGGGAAUGAACAUUUUAUUUAUCAGUUUCUUAAACUUAUGUACAGCUUUUCAAAAAUUAGACACAGGGUGUGGGCCUCCAUCCGUGUUCUUUGCUGGCUUUCAAAUGGUAGGGGCAGGCCUGCCAACCUGUGCUUCCAGAGGUGCAUCCCAUCCCGGGCCACACUGAAGGGUGGCUGGUAAGGAGACUGCAGCUUCUGGUCCGCAGCCAGUCCCGAGGGAGAUGGCCCCGGGGGUGCCUGCACUGGUGCUGCUGUCACUGCUGUCGGUGCCCAGCCUCCCACCCCGCGCCACCGGAUGCCCCACCGCCUGCCGCUGCUACAGCACCACGGUGGAGUGCGGCGCCCUGCGGCUGCACAUCAUCCCGCCUGGAAUCCCACCAGGGACACAGACGCUGUUCCUGCAGGACAACAGCAUCAUGCGCCUGGAGCCAGGCGUCCUGGCGCCCCUCACCGCCCUGCGCCAUCUCUACCUGCACAACAACAGCCUGCGCACCCUGGAGCCAGGCGCCUUCCACGCACAGCCGCGCCUGCUGGAGCUGGCGCUCACAAGCAACCGGCUGCGCGGCUUGCGGGUUGGCGCUUUCACUGGCCUGGCCCAGCUGCGCGUACUCUACCUGGCUGGUAACCAGCUGGUGCAGCUGCUGGAUUUCACCUUCCUGCACUUGCCGCGACUGCAGGAGCUGCACCUGCAAGAAAACAGCAUUGAGCUGCUGGAGGACAAGGCCCUGGCCGGGCUCUCCUCGCUGGCACUGCUGGACCUCAGCAGGAACCAGCUGGGCACCAUCAGCCGUGAGGCCCUGCAGCCCCUGGCCAGCCUGCAGGUCUUGCGCCUCACAGAGAACCCCUGGCGCUGUGACUGUGCCCUGCACUGGCUGGGAGCCUGGAUCAAGGAGGGGGGUCAGCGGCUGCUAAGCUCCAGGGACAAGAAGAUCACGUGUGCGGAGCCCCCGCGCCUCGCUCUUCAGAGUCUCUUGGAUGUCUCUGGCAGUAGCCUCAUCUGCAUCCCGCCCUCUGUGCACGUGGAGCCGCUGGAGGUGACAGCCAACCUAGGGGAGGACCUGCGGGUGGCCUGCCAGGCUUCCGGCUACCCGCAGCCCCUGGUGACCUGGAGAAAGGUGGCCCAGCCUCGCGAGGGGCAGCCGCGCGCGCAGGCCCAGCCGGAGGGCGGGUCGCCGGCCCCGGGCGCGCCCGCGGCCUCCGACACAGGCAGCGGCAUGCUCUUCCUCGCCAACAUCACCCUGGCCCACGCUGGCAAGUACGAGUGCGAGGCCUCCAACGCCGGCGGCGCGGCCCGCGUGCCCUUCCAGCUGCUGGUCAACCUGUCCCGGCCACCGCCGCCGGCCGCGGGCCGCGAGCCGCGGGCGCCGGGGCCGCCGGGCGAGGGCGCGCUGUUCAUCAACGACUAUUCGGACGGGCCCUGCACCUUCGCGCAGCUCGAGGAGCUCCGCGGCGAGCGCGGCCACGAGAUGUUCGUCAUCGACCGCUCCAAGCCGCUCUUCGCCGAGCGCCUGGCCGCCCGCGGGACGCGCUGCUGAGGCCGGCGCGCGCUGAUGACGCGCCGCGGAGGG